AGGUCCCUCCUACGACGACGGAACUGACUUGCAUCCAGUUUUUUUUUCCUUGCCAAGGCACUCCGCGAAAAGGGCCUUAUCUAUAUUAACCUCGCUGGUCAUGUUGGUUCUCCGGCGUGAACGGCAAAGGAAGAGGUCCCGAGUCGAAGCCCAAUUUGGGAGCAAUGCGUUCGGUGCUAUGUGUCAUGAUGGGACGUGAGCCUUCCGCAUGUCCGAGGCGCCCGACGACGGGCAUAUAAGAAGGCGAGGUGACGAGCGUCACCUCCCUUCCAACAACUAUCGCUCGGCAACGCAACAAUGUCCGCAACAUCAUCGACUGACGUCGAGUCUGCCUCUGACAUCACUCAAAUGGCGUCCAGCAAGCCUUUCCAAAUCGGCACAUACAUACACUGGACCAUUGCCGACAAGCCCGACAAGGUUCACGCGACCGACCUCGCCUCGGUGAAAACAUCCCUCUCCUCCGCCGAUGUCCGCGCAACGCUCCUCUCGCAGCUCGGCUACCACCCAUCCGACGCAUCUCACGUGCUUACACUGUGUCGUGCGGACGGGUCCGUGAUCCCGUUGACGGGCGCCAUCCCGCCCAACUCGUGCGACGAUGCAUAUGUUUUGCACGUAGUGAAGGCUGUCGGUGAUGCCGAUGCGGUUGCCGUUCCGGCGGCUGCGGAGCUUCCGGCGAAACGUGCGGAGUUGGAGGAUGUGCAUGCUGAGAUUGAUGCUUUGAAGUGGCAAGUCCGCCUCAUGAAAAAGCAGCUCGCUUUGGGCGGACCGCUUUCCGCCGGCGGCGCAACCCCCCCGGCACCCAUGUCAUCGGACCGGCGCCACCUCACGGACGAAGAAGCGCAAGAAAUCAUCCAAGACCUCGAAAUGCUCGCCACAGAACUCACUCUGGUGCACGACCUCGGCUUACCCGCCUUGCCGUUUCGCCGGUUCCUGUUUGGGUUAAAGGACGCGUUCGAGAAGAGUUCGACGCCGGUGGAUUUUAGGCAGUCGCAUCAGAUGACUAGGGCUGUUUUUCAUGUGUUGAAGGCGAAUCAUGUGACGAUGAAGUGGAAGGGGAUAGACAAGCUUGUUUGUUUGCUGAGUACCCUCACAUAUGGCUUGCGCAAACCGACCGCGGACAAAGCCGCACCUCACCAAGAGUCCAAAUCUAACCACUACCACGCCCAAGACCAAUUCUCAAUCAUAACAUCCCUCCUCAACACCCCCCCAACCAACUUCCUCUCCCACCUCGACCCGCACGACUUCAAAGACUUCAAAGAAGCUCUCAAAUCCAACCUCUCCAUCCUCGCCGCGCCGCGCACAUUCCUCCCAGAAAUCCCCGCUCGCAAGAUCAACCCCAACACCACUGCGAAGGAUGGUAAACCGCAUCAAUCGCAGAUCCCGAGUGUGAGCGCUGUGGAUCGGUUCAGUAAGAGUACGACGGGGACGACGGCGCAGUUGAAGAGGAGGGGAUCGUUGGAUUUGAAGAGUAGGGCUGCUAAACCGGUGGAUUUUGGGGAGUUCAAGAAAUCUGCUGCUGCUGCCGCCUCUCCUGUCGCGGUGCCUGCUGCCACGCCCCCGCCGUCGCCGCCAACAGCCGUCGUGGAAACGCCUACAGCAGGUCCUACACCAAGGGAAGACAAAGUCAUGAAAGAACGUCAGCUGGCCCGCAUGUAAGCCUCCCUCCUCCCUCGUAUCACCCGGGCAUCUCUAAACCUCCUCCCUCCCUCAGCUACGAACAAGAAGGCGUCGACAAAGAGCUCGCGGCACUCAUCAAACAAGACAUGCUCGAUCUCACCCCCAACGUGCGCUGGACCGACAUCGCAGGGCAAGAAGAGGCUAAAACGUUGCUAGCCGAAGCGCUGGUCAUGCCGGCACU
This is a messenger RNA of Fimicolochytrium jonesii, 1858 nucleotides long. RefSeq lists its product as uncharacterized. The coding region runs from base 298 to 1656 and encodes 452 amino acids. Lineage: Eukaryota; Fungi; Chytridiomycota; Chytridiomycetes; Spizellomycetales; Powellomycetaceae. The record is from RefSeq and is a predicted model, not a curated record. The transcript is spliced from 4 exons.